Messenger RNA from Calliphora vicina (urban bluebottle blowfly), 1448 nucleotides. RefSeq lists its product as uncharacterized. Bases 75 to 1067 code for a protein of 330 amino acids. The record is from RefSeq and is a predicted model, not a curated record. The transcript has a single exon. NCBI's taxonomy places the organism in Eukaryota, Metazoa, Arthropoda, Insecta, Diptera, Calliphoridae.
GCAAGAAAACAAUUUGAAUACAUAACAUAGUGCUCAGUGGUUUGUGUCAAGUGCCAAAUGGCUCUCAGUUCGUUAUGAUGGAGACAUUUCUUGUCCUUGGUCUAUGUUUUAUACUGUACGAAGCAUUGGAUUUUUUUCAAGGAUGCAUACAUAGUACAACACCCUCUGCAAGUGAUCAAAUUGAUGCGUAUCGUCGUCACUUGGACGAACAGCGCCAAAAGCAACAAGAAGAACAGUUCUUGGCCAAUUUAACUCCUCUACUGAGUGCUCAACUUGCUGCGGCCGGUUUUAACUUAUCGACUGCCACAACACCGACUGCUUCGACGGCAAGUGUUAUAAGUGACUUGAAAGCUCAAGUUCAAACUGAAUCUGAGAAUUAUUCCGUAAGUACGCCCGCGCUGAAUUCCGGCGGAAGCAGUGGAGCAAGUGCUGAAAGUGGAUUCAGGCCAGCUAAUCGUAGUGUUUACGAAGCACAACAAUUACAAAAUACCUCGUCUUUGCCCAGAGAUUACUACUAUUUGCAGCAACAACAGUUGAAGAACAAGAAUUCCUCUAAAUCGUUACUAUCAAAAUUUUCAACCUCUGGUUCCGACAAUCGCAUUUUUCCUGAAGCUCCCAAUAUUUUGGGAAAUCCGGCAGGAGUUAUCACAACACAACCUCAGUUACAACACCAGCGCAACUCAUUCGAUUUGCCAACACCGAUCAUCCCUGAGCCACCGGCCAAUUCUGUUGCCCACGACUUGAAGAGUGCCCUUUUGAAAAACCACAACAAUAACAACGACGAUCCCAAAAUUCUCUCUCGUCACAACUCACAGACAACCCUGUCAUCUCACGACGUAUCUUCCUCCUCCGAAGAAGAAGACGACUCUGAAGCAUCGUCAACACAAGGAGAAGCUUCGCUCGAUUCUUGCCCCUACAACUCUGAUCACGACAUCAACGAAGAUCGGACGUUCACAGUGGGUUCGUGUUCAUCAUCGCAUGCAGAUUUUCGAGAAAUUGAAUGUGAACGCCUCCGUCGCCAAUGUGUGAGCGUUAAACGCAUUUAUAGCAUAUCGGAGAAAUUUUAGAAAAAUCAAAACAUCUAAAAUUCAAAAAUAGAAAAACAAUUCUUAAAAAAUAUUUACAAAAACUUUAUUGGUAAAAGAUUUGCUGAAAAAAAUUAUUGUUAACAAAAAAGGUAUUACCCAGUGAAAAACUAAAAUUUCUAAAAAAAAACACAGAAAAAACAUAAGAAAAAGCACACACUCACACCUUUUUACGUAUCAAUCUUCAUUAUCACAAUUGCACUUUUAUUUCAAUCUAAGAGAAAUUCACGCAUAUUCAAGCAUUUCACGCAUAUGUUUUCGUAAGUAAAUUCACAGUCACGUAACUUUUAAUCACAACAUGAUCGAUCUUACGUAUAAGAAACUCCAUUCAUUUAUUCACUUCCACAUCACUGUUAAAUAAUU